GGAUGAAAGGAAAGCCACGAGUUGAGCUUCUUCUUCCUCUUCUCGCUUCUCUCUCUCCCUCUCCCUCUCUCUCCGGUUCCACCAUUAAAGCGCUCACGCCAUCCUCAACGAGAAAACACCCGAGCAAGGCUGUCUUCUGCACCUCCGCCUUUCACGCACAUCCACACUUCCAUUGGAACUGGACCAGGAGGUGAUGCAGAUGGGGUGGCGGCGCUUUGUGACGGUGGCGGUGAUGGUGGUAAGUUUCAGGGCUGCGGCGGCGGUUCUGGACCCUGUGGACUUCUUGGCAUUGCAGUCCAUCCGCAAGGGCCUCGAGGACAUGCCUGGAUCGGAUUUCUUCUCGUCCUGGGACUUCACUGCCGACCCCUGCGCCUUCACCGGCGUGUUCUGCGCCAGGGAUCGCGUCGUGACGCUAGCACUCGGUGAUCCACGCGCGGGGGCUCCGGGACUGCUGGGCCGACUCGACCCCGCGAUCGGUCUACUUACCGCGCUUGCCGAGCUCUCCCUCCUCCCGGGCCGCGUCUCUGGUCUCGGCGGCCUUCCCCGCCUUCGCACCCUCGAUCUCAGCUAUAACCUACUCUCUGGUCCAGUCCCCGAGUCACUCGCUUCCGCGCCAGUGCUCUCCAACCUCAUUCUCUGCCACAAUCAGCUCUCCGGUUUCCUCCCGCCCUUCCCAGCCUCCUCCUCGCUCCUCCGACUCGAUCUCAAGCACAACCAGCUCUCCGGCCCCCUCCCGCCGUUGCCGACCUCGCUACAGUACCUCGCCCUCUGCUCCAAUGCCCUCGCCGGCCGCAUCGACUCAGUGCUCCCGCCCCUCACGCGGCUCAAUUUCCUCGACCUCAGCUCGAAUGUGCUCGAGGGCCCGAUCCCGGAGGCCGUGUUCGCGUUCCAGCUCGCCGCACUCCGGCUGCAGCGCAACGCCUUCUCCGGGCCGUUGGCGCCCCCGCAAGAGGACGUUGUCAUCCCGGUGGUAGACCUGAGCUACAAUCGCCUGUGGGGGGCCGUGCCACCGCAGCUGGCCGCUGUGGGCCGCCUCUACCUCAACAACAACCGGUUCACCGGGGAGGUGCCCCCCCGCUUGGUACAGGGGCUCAGCAACGGCAUGCAGUUGCUCUACCUGCAGCACAACUUCUUGACAGGGAUCAAGAUCGGUCCGGCAGCCGUCGCCCUCCCCGCCGGUGCGUCUCUCUGCCUGCAGUACAACUGCAUGGUGCCGCCCUUCGACACGCCAUGCCCGCUCAAGGCCGGCUCGCAGAGGAUGCGCCCCCUCGACCAAUGCCCCGAGUGGCGUGCCUAAUUCCAUCGAAAUCAAAAGUAACGGACUAAACAAGAUUCUUUGAUUGGUUAUUGUCCGUGGGAAAAUGAAGACUGCUGAUGCAUGUGAACCAAAAAAAUAGCAAUUUUCUGGUGAGUUCUCCUUCUAAAUUAAGUUUUCAUUCAUUGGUAAAGUUAUAGUUUUUUUUCCAAGUGUUGGUAUAAUUCUAUUGUUUUUUCAUGUAUAUAUUUCACAAUAUAUGAGAUUAAUAAAUUGUUAUAUAGAAGGGAAAAGUAAUGUUGGGCAAAGAGAUGUUAAUAUUGUCGUGUAUAGUGAAACACCUGCAAGAGUGCAUCUUGAAAGAGUGCAAGGUCAGCCCAAGUUUUGCUCAGUUUAUUCCAUCAGAUGCUUGCCACCAUUAAAUGCUUUAAAAAACAGUCUGGGUGCUGACUCCUGAGUAUUGACUGGCACAAACUGGAAAAUCAUACAUGUUGACAGUAAAAAAAGGUCUUGAUUGCCAUUUUUCCUGCAACUUGCUAUUACAUGAAGAGCUGAAAACAAGAACUAGAUGAAGCUAAAAAG
Messenger RNA from Zingiber officinale, 1837 nucleotides. Its product is annotated as LRR receptor-like serine/threonine-protein kinase ER1. NCBI's taxonomy places the organism in Eukaryota, Viridiplantae, Streptophyta, Magnoliopsida, Zingiberales, Zingiberaceae. The record is from RefSeq and is a predicted model, not a curated record. Gene Ontology annotation, molecular function: protein binding. The transcript is spliced from 2 exons. Bases 194 to 1297 code for a protein of 367 amino acids.